This is a messenger RNA of Rhododendron vialii, 1103 nucleotides long. Its product is annotated as UPF0603 protein At1g54780, chloroplastic. NCBI's taxonomy places the organism in Eukaryota, Viridiplantae, Streptophyta, Magnoliopsida, Ericales, Ericaceae. The transcript is spliced from 3 exons. The record is from RefSeq and is a predicted model, not a curated record. The coding region runs from base 98 to 985 and encodes 295 amino acids.
AAUCCAAACCACCCAAAAAUAUUAGUAGUACUAUGAACCAAACUAGAAGCAGACCAGAGAGAGGAAAAUUCUCUGUACUGGUGAAUUCUUCUCUCUCAUGGAAACCAUUCUCUCUCCUCACCCUUUCUGUCCUCUCCUCACCCCCAAAUCCUCCUCUUCAAAACCCCUCCUUCUCCCCUCUCUCCAACCCAGAUCAAAAUCUCCAUUUUUCACAAAACCCAUCAAUUGUAGCCUCAAAAAACAUUCCAAACAAUCAUUUGAGCAAUCUUUUGCAACACCCAGAAGUUGGUUUUCUCAUGUGCAGCAUGGAUUGGCCGCCCUCUCCAUUUCUCUGGCACUCAACUUCUGCCCAGUUCUGCACAGUGUUCCUGCAUUGGCUUCUGAAUUUGAUGUGAUAAACGAUGGCCCGCCGCAGGAAUCGUACCUCGUGGAUGAUGCCGGUGUGCUCAGCCGGGUUACAAAGUCCGAUUUAAAGCGGUUGCUGUCGGACUUGGAGUCGAGGAAGAACUUCCACAUUAACUUCAUCACUGUUCGCAAGCUCACUAGCAAAGCUGAUGCAUUUGAGUAUGCUGACCAAGUAUUGGAGCGCUGGUAUCCCAGUGUUGAAGAAGGCAACAACAAGGGGAUUGUAGUUCUUGUUACCAGCCAAAAAGAAGGGGCAAUCACCGGUGGCCCUGCUUUUAUCAAGGCAGUCGGCGAUGGAAUUCUUGAUGCCACUGUGUCAGAGAACCUUCCCGUCUUGGCAACAGAAGAGAAGUACAACGAAGCCAUUUACAGCAGUGCGAAACGGCUAGUUGCUGCCAUUGACGGACUUCCAGAUCCCGGUGGGCCUCAGGUCAAAGACAGCAAAAGGGAAUCUAACUUCAAAACCAAGCAAGAGACAGAAGAGAAGCGUGGACAGUUCACUCUUGUAGUUGGAGGUUUGUUAGUGAUUGCCUUCGUUGUUCCCAUGGCACAAUACUAUGCUUAUGUCUCCAAGAAAUGACUUAUACUUCUAUCCCAGAAAUGAGUUGUAUAUUGAAAACUUUGUACAGAUGGCCAUGCGGAACAAGCGGUUAAUGAUAAAUAUUUGGCAAUCAGAUGGUAACAAACGAAUUUUGAGU